CAACCAUCACUAAGAAACCCCACGAUCACGAAGUGACGCCUCGACGAGCCACGACGACGCAUCCCGACCUUACCGCGAGACCUACACCCCUAUAACUCAAAAAGUCGCACGGAUACGCUCGAUUCAUCAUGGCUGCCGCAGUUGCGAACCAGCCCAAGCACGACUGGGCCGACGACGACGACGUCGAGGAGACCUCCACCGAUCUCCCUGAGCCUCAGACCAUCGCCAACAAGGAUGGAACAAAGACCAUCAUCACAUUCCGCUACGAUGACGACGGCCGCAAGGUCAAGACCGUUCGCCGCGUCCGAUUCAUUACCCACACCGAGACCGUAAACCCCCGCGUCGCCGACCGAAAAACCUGGCCAAAGUUCGGCCUCAGUGCAAAGGAUCCCCCAGGCCCUGCCCCCGACACCACCUCUGUCGGUGAGAACAUCAUCUUCCGACCAAGCGUCAACUGGCGAAAGGCCGAGAAGGACGAUACCGCCGACACUGCUACCCAGACCAUGAAGGACCAGCUCAAGGACAAGCAGGUCAAGUGUCGUAUUUGCAACGGUCAGCAUUUCACUGCCCGAUGUCCUUACAAGGACACCAUGGCGCCCAUUGGAGAGAGCGGCGCUGCCGAUGUCGCUGCUGGUAUGGGAGACGAGCCUUCAGCCGCCGCGGCUGCUGGUGCCAAGAAGGGUUCAUAUGUUCCCCCUGCCCUGCGUGGCAACGGAAGUGCUGGCGAGAGAAUGGGAUCCAAGUUUGGCGAGAGGGACGACUUUGCUACACUGCGUGUCACCAACGUUUCCGAGAUGGCCGAGGAGGCAGAGCUGCGGGAUAUGUUCGAGCGUUUCGGUCGUGUCACCCGAGUGUUCUUGGCCAAGGACAGAGAGACUGGCAUGGCCAAGGGUUUCGCCUUUAUCAGCUUUGCGGACCGAGGCGACGCCGUCAAGGCUUGUGCGAAGAUGGACGGAUUUGGUUUCAAGCAUCUCAUUCUCCGGGUGGAGUUUGCCAAGAAGGCUCAGUAAAAAGGUGGACGUUGCUGCUGUUUCGAUCUUGUGUGCGUUGUUUAGCUAGGGGGAACACAUGGUAAUGCAUUCGUGGUUGAUGGGGAAAAACUUUCAACCUCAUGAUUCAAUGAAACCUUCAGGAUAUGUGUGGUCUGGGAUGAGAAAGUGAUUGUCUAUAUUUGAUGUAUGAGCGGAGAUGGCUUCCUUGGUAUGGCAGCCAGGCCAAUACUUGUUGAGCAAA
Molecule: messenger RNA, 1233 nt
Organism: Fusarium graminearum PH-1
Lineage: Eukaryota; Fungi; Ascomycota; Sordariomycetes; Hypocreales; Nectriaceae
Exons: 3
Coding region: 129-1010 (293 amino acids)
Cellular component (GO): eukaryotic translation initiation factor 3 complex; cytoplasm
Molecular function (GO): translation initiation factor activity; RNA binding
Source: RefSeq, a predicted model, not a curated record